AUGCACGCUGAAGGGGAGCAGUUUGUGAGGAAAAUCGGGGGAAUUUUUGCCUUUAAAGUGAAGGACGGGCCAAACGGACAGGAGGCCACGUGGAUCGUGGACGUGAAGAACGGUAAAGGCUGCGUUCACAACGACACAGACAAGAAAGCCGAUUGCACCAUCUCCAUGUCGGAUACAGACCUGCUGGCUUUGAUGACCGGGAAGAUGAACCCGCAGACGGCAUUUUUCCAGGGCAAACUGAAGAUCACAGGGAACAUGGGCCUGGCCAUGAAGCUCCAAAACCUCCAGCUGCAGCCGGGCAAAGCCAAGCUGUAGAGCAGAUGCUUGGUCCAGUCCUCAUCAACAUGGAGAGGUUGCUUCCACAGAAACAUUGGAGGCUGUAAGGAAUCAAUGCGGACGGACCGAUCCACUUUUUCUCUUGGGUGAUCUCACUGACCAAGCAGGGGAUUAGUCAGAGCCCCGCCUGUCUAACUGGGGAAUAGAUAGAUGGACAGAUCAUUAAUUUCCUAAUUGAGUUCCUGUCUGCGUGUUUUUUUAGUGUCAGUCUGCCAGAUCUCAGACGGCUGCUCCCUACUUUGCUACUAAUUGCAUUUCUGUCCAGAUUUUCUAACCCUCACCAAUGAUGAAUUGUAACUUUGCGUGCUCUAAAACUGGAGCUUAUGGACAAUAAGUUGCUCAACCAUGACUGCAGCUGUGUAAGUGCCUCCCUCAGUGUCUCUAAUCAAUGUUUGUAGUUAACCCCCCUAAACAGAGCAGUUUCUGACCAACAUUUUAUCUCUCUGGGCUGUAAUUUCCUGCAUUAUAUAAAUUUGUCAGAUUUCUUUGAAAUAAAGUUGUCUUUACUGAACAGUUU
Messenger RNA from Cyprinodon variegatus (sheepshead minnow), 853 nucleotides. RefSeq names its product non-specific lipid-transfer protein-like (gene scp2b). Bases 1 to 315 code for a protein of 104 amino acids. The record is from RefSeq and is a predicted model, not a curated record. Gene Ontology annotation, cellular component: cytosol. NCBI's taxonomy places the organism in Eukaryota, Metazoa, Chordata, Actinopteri, Cyprinodontiformes, Cyprinodontidae. The transcript is spliced from 4 exons.